Molecule: messenger RNA, 1275 nt
Organism: Seminavis robusta
Lineage: Eukaryota; Bacillariophyta; Bacillariophyceae; Naviculales; Naviculaceae
Source: the annotation of a GenBank genome assembly
AUGAUCAGAAGAAGAAGACAACGAGUGUUAUCAGUGCCUUGGUUGGUGUGGUGUUUGUUUCUGUGUGCCACAAACUUCAGUCUUGUCCGAGGUGCUAGUACUGGUAGAAACCUGUAUGAUGUUCUGGGAGUUUCCAAGCGGUGCAGUGAGAAAGACCUGAAGAAAGCGUACCGCAAAUGUUGCUUGAAAGAACAUCCAGAUAAAGGCGGCAAUGAAGACAAAUUCAAAGAAAUCCAAAAGGCGUAUGAUGUACUCAGUGAUUCUCAACAGAGGCAAAUGUACGACCAAUUUGGAGAAGCGGCUCUCAACCAUGGACAAGGACAAGGAGGUACUGGAUCUACCAGUACAGGUACAGGUGGACCCAAUGUCAAUGUGCCUCCCUUUUUCACUGCUGGACAAUACCAAUCACAAUCACAAGGACAAAACCAAAUGCCAAACUUUUUCUCCUCCAACAACUUUCAAGGAUUUCAAGGAAACUUUCCAGGCAAUCUAGGAGGUUUAUUUGGUGGGGAUGGGACUACCGGUACUGCUGAUGGUAUCAAUCUACAAGAUCUAUUCCGGGGGGCUAGUAGAUCUACUGGCACUGGCAGUACUGGAGGCAGAAAGAAUGGAGGAAAUGGAAUCGACUUGGAUUUCUCAGAUAUUCUUAGACAAAUGGGACAGGGACAGGGACAGCAAGGACCAUCCUCCGCCAGCUACAACAACAACAACCACUACAACAACCAUAGACAAAUGCAACCCAUUACCAAGGAUUGCCCUUGCUCUCUGGAAGAAUUGGCGACCGGUGCUACCAAAAAACUAAAGGUGGCAUUUGCGAAAGACAGAUCCAAAAUAUACACCAUUCAACUCAAGAAAGGAUGGAAACCAGGGACCAAAGUUAAGUUUGAAGCCUCCAGAAUAAACAACAGUUGGCUCCCUCCCAUUACCUUUAUCAUUCAAGAAAAGAAACAUCCAUUCUUGGAACGACGAGGGGAUGAUCUAGUCCACCGGUACAAUCUGGAUCAAAUGCAACAUCUUGGUGGAUCGAAUGAGGAGAAUACUAGUACUUCCAGUAUCCAUAUUGAGCUGGUCUUGCCGGAUGGGGAAGCGUGGAGUCGGACUCUACCAAAGAAAUCUUCCUUUCUAAGACAUGGACAAUCACUCACCAUUACGGGAAAGGGAAUGCCAAUCAAGGGUGGACCCAAACGAGGAAACCUCAUUAUCGAAUUCUACAAAGAAUCAAACACAAAGUCAAACAGCUCCUCGGCCUCCAAAGCGAAGCAUCGUCGGUCCUGA